Messenger RNA from Dendroctonus ponderosae (mountain pine beetle), 1037 nucleotides. RefSeq names its product enoyl-CoA delta isomerase 1, mitochondrial-like. The transcript has a single exon. Gene Ontology annotation, cellular component: mitochondrion. The record is from RefSeq and is a predicted model, not a curated record. The coding region runs from base 116 to 958 and encodes 280 amino acids. Gene Ontology annotation, molecular function: enoyl-CoA hydratase activity. Gene Ontology annotation, biological process: fatty acid beta-oxidation. Lineage: Eukaryota; Metazoa; Arthropoda; Insecta; Coleoptera; Curculionidae.
GCGAGGUUAUGUUUGGUUGUCCCCAAGGAGAGGGGCCUAUUUUUGAGCUGUAGUCUUUAACCUUUGUACCUGCCUAGUUCCGAUUUGGUUGCAAUCGAAUUAACGCCCAAGAGAAAUGGCUUUAUCACAACAUUUAAGCAAAUCCAGACAAUUCCUAGCAAUUGCCAGAAACUACAGUGCGGCAGCCAGUUUAGUUAAUGUGGAAGUCAAUGAUAAAAGUGGUGUGGCGGUGGUAACUUUGCAAAGGCCCCCGGUAAAUAGCCUGAACUUGGAGCUCCUGACCGAAAUCAAACAAACCUUAACUGGCCUGGAAAAGAACAAAAGUCGCGGUGCGAUUAUCACCAGUGCGUUCAAGACAUUUUCCGCUGGACUGGACAUUCUGGAAAUGUACAAGCCCAACCCGGAUAGAGCGAAAGAGUUCUGGACCACUCUGCAAGACGUUUGGAUUUCGCUCUAUAGCGCCCAAUUUCCCACCGUUGCCUUGAUAAACGGACCCGCCCCUGCAGGGGGAUGUUUACUGUCCCUCUGCUGUGAAUACAGAAUCAUGGUCCCCAAGGCUGUUAUCGGACUCAAUGAGACUCAGCUGGGCAUUGUAGCCCCUUCAUGGUUUGCUGCCUCAAUGGAAAACGUGAUCGGGAAACGACAAACUGAGCUAGCCUUAACGACCGGCAAGCUUUUCACCACUGAUGAGGCUCUGAAAGUGGGCCUGAUCGAUGAAGUAGUCCAGACGAAGGAGGAAGGCUUGGAGAAGGCCCAGGGCUUUAUUGGGAGUUUUGCACGAAUAUCGCCGUUCGCCAGAAGUCUAUCCAAGCAAACGGUGCGAGGGGGAACAAUAAGGAGUAUGGUGAAAGGGCGCGAGGCGGAUUUACAACUGUUCUUAGCCACAAUACAGCAGGACCAAGUGCAGAAGGGCCUGGGGCUAUAUAUUGAGGCCCUGAAGAAGAAGCAGGCUGCUUAGAAUCUACUUUUAUACCGAUAUAUUUGAUAAAUUUAUUUACAUACUGUAUGUUUUCAAUAAAAUUUAUUGCAAAACCAAA